AUGUCGUUGAAACGAGGGCUGGAGCGUGAGUCGUGUGACUUUUGCUUUCGGCGUAAAGUCAAAUGCGAUCGGACGUCUCGCGCAAGAGAGGGCCAUGCCGCAUGUUCUCAAUGUGAUCUACGGCAGAGGCCAUGCACUUUGGACUCUGAUGAUGUCCGAAUUCACCGGCGCCGCAGGAUAAGCCCAAAUAAUGCGGACUUGGAGGGAAGCAGCCUAGUCUCGACUCUCCUCGAGCCAUCCUUGAACGAUCGGGGUCUAGGCGGGAAUACCUCGUUACCACUAUCACCCCAAACGACUCUUGUUGCAACAACCGACCCGGAUCCCAAUACCGACUCUCCUUUACAUGCUUCAACCAGCGAGUCGCUGUGGACAGACCUGGGUUUUGAACUCAACCUUGAGAGCGUCUCGUUUCUGAAUGAGGUGUUCAUGCAAGAUUUUGCUCCCUCCGAAACAAUUGCCCAUAUAGACGGUCCAUCAGACGCCAGUCCCCAGAAUGCAAAAGAGAUUAUGGACGGAGCGACUGCAAAUCGAAGUCCUUACGAGAUCCAAGGAAUCGACUUCAGCACACUUGAGGCAGCUCUCACGGCGUACUUUAAUUUCGCAUCUCUAGUUCUGCCCAUCAUUCCCAGAGAUGCAUUGAUGGCAGACUAUCAGAGCCGUCGAAGUAGCCCCGCGCUCAUUUUUGCAGUGGCAUGUCGAGGUUGUCCCUUCCUCCCCGUUUCGGACAAGUGGAACUUGCAGCAGCAAUUCGCUUUUGGCUUCAGGCGGGCAUUUCUGGAAGCGCAAACCAAUGCAACACCAGCGCAAACAAUUAGACUUGAUGAUAUUGAAGCCCUGGCACUCAUGGUUGGCUUUGACUACGAAUCAGAUGGAAACACCGCUACCGCUCUUCACUCGCAACUGGGCGCCUUGUUCCUGACGCACCAAUCUCUUGUCUUAAUGACCCUGCAGUACCAGAUAGCUUGCCCUCCAACGCUGGAAAGAGCACCAGAGCGCAAAGCGCUUCUGCUGUGGCACGUAUACGGGCUGGAUGCGUUCUACUGUCUUGGUCAUGGACUCAUGUCUCAGAUACAACAAGAAGACAUUGAAGCUGUCAACCCUCCCGAAAGCUUUACUGGAAGAGAGACGGGGAGCUAUCUUGACACUAUGCUUUCGUUGGCCACUAUUGCCCGAGGAAUAACACCCGAUCCUCACACACAAUAA
Aspergillus terreus NIH2624 is the source of this 1203-nucleotide messenger RNA. RefSeq names its product Zn(II)2Cys6 transcription factor. The record is from RefSeq and is a predicted model, not a curated record. Lineage: Eukaryota; Fungi; Ascomycota; Eurotiomycetes; Eurotiales; Aspergillaceae. Gene Ontology annotation, molecular function: DNA-binding transcription factor activity, RNA polymerase II-specific; zinc ion binding. The coding region runs from base 1 to 1203 and encodes 400 amino acids. The transcript has 2 exons. Gene Ontology annotation, biological process: regulation of DNA-templated transcription.